Molecule: messenger RNA, 3280 nt
Organism: Nematolebias whitei (Rio pearlfish)
Lineage: Eukaryota; Metazoa; Chordata; Actinopteri; Cyprinodontiformes; Rivulidae
Gene: fam20cb
Product: FAM20C golgi associated secretory pathway kinase b
Exons: 11
Coding region: 166-1845 (559 amino acids)
Biological process (GO): protein phosphorylation
Cellular component (GO): Golgi apparatus
Molecular function (GO): protein serine/threonine kinase activity
Source: RefSeq, a predicted model, not a curated record
AAUCCUUCACUCAAGACGGCCAGUGAAGAUGGCUCCUACGUGUUUAACGUGUAUUUCAUCCGACUGGCGUCCAGUCUGAUCAACAUCAUCAGUGAUGUAGUGAGCCUGGUCCUCUGCGUGCUCAUCAUCUGCAGCAAGUACUCGCAUCUGCUCAAACGCGAGACCAUGAAGAUGAUCCUCCUGCGCCGAUUCCGGGUCCUGAUCCUCAUGGUGUUCCUCAUCGCGUGCUCCAUGCACAUCAUGAUCGACUUGUUACCCAAGCUGGAGAGGCACGGAGGAGGCGGCGGAGGCUGCUCGUGCUCCAACGUGCCCAGCGAGCAGCCUCAGAGCUGGGGAGGGAAGCAGCUGCUGCAGGGCUGGCCCAGCAGCAGCAGCAGCAGCAACAAGCACACCCUCCGGAUCCUGCAGGACUUCAGCAGCGAGCCCAGCUCCAACGGGUCCUCCCCGGAGAGGAGCAAGGCUGCGGGGGAGGGAGCGCGCGGCGGGGCUGAGCGCCCCGGCGGCCAGAGGCAGCUGAGCGCACGGAGCGGGCGCGCGCCGGACAGGAGCUCCAGGCUGUCGGCUCUGUUCGAGCAUCCUUUAUAUAAAAAGUCUCCUCCGCCUCUGACGGACGAGGACACGCUGUUCAACGUCAACACGGACAUCAGGUUUGACCCCAAAGCUGCAGAGGAGGAGGCAUGGACUGGGGAGGGCACCGUGGAUGAGUUCAGCCCGACAGUAGAGCUGAUGGCCGAGUCGUACCCCAACUGGCUCCGCUUCCACAUUGGGAUUAAUCGAUACGAGCUGUACUCCAGACACAACCCGGUCAUCGACGCCCUUCUGAAGGACCUGGUGACCCAAAAGAUCACCAGCGUUGCGAUGAAGUCUGGAGGCACUCAGCUGAAGCUCAUCAUGACCUUCCAAAACUACGGCCAGGCUCUCUUCAAACCCAUGAAGCAGACCCGGGAGCAGGAGACCCCACCAGACUUCUUCUACUUCUCCGACUUCGAGCGACACAACGCAGAGAUCGCUGCCUUUCAUCUGGACAAGAUCCUGGACUUCCGUCGGGUUCCUCCUGUCGCUGGCAGGCUGGUCAACAUGACCAAGGAGAUCAGAGAUGUCACACGAGAUAAAAAGCUCUGGAGGACCUUUUUCAUUUCACCAGCCAACAACGUGUGUUUCUACGGCGAGUGUUCGUACUACUGCUCCACUGAGCACGCUCUGUGUGGGAAGCCUGACCAGAUCGAAGGAUCCCUGGCCGCCUUCCUCCCUGACCUGGCCCUCGCCAAACGCAAGACCUGGAGGAACCCGUGGAGACGCUCCUACCACAAACGCAAGAAGGCCGAGUGGGAGGUGGAUCCUGACUACUGUGAGGAGGUCAAACAGACCCCGCCGUACGACAGCGGGAGGAGACUGCUGGACAUCAUGGACAUGACCAUCUUUGACUUCCUCAUGGGAAACAUGGAUCGGCACCACUACGAGACAUUUGAAAAGUUCGGUAACGAGACUUUCAUCAUCCAUCUGGACAACGGCAGAGGCUUUGGAAAGCACUCUCAUGAUGAGAUUUCCAUCCUGGUGCCUCUGACUCAGUGCUGCAGAGUGAGGAAGUCCACCCACCUGCGCCUGCAGCUGCUGGCCAAGGAAGAGUACAAGCUGUCUGUGCUCAUGGCUGAAUCCAUGGAGCGGGACCGACUCACACCCGUCCUCAUCCAGCCACACCUGGACGCCAUGGACAGACGUCUGCGCCUGGUGCUAAAUGUUCUGUCUGAGUGCAUAGAAAAGGAGGGUUACAGUUAUGUGGUGGAGGACGACCUCCAGGAGAACCAAGGACCGGACCACGCCCACAUUGGCCCCGGACAGAGGUAGCCAGGGGGUGCGACUGGCCCGUUUGGGCUGACUCUCUGGAGAAAGGACUCUGGAGUGAUCGAAUCCAGUCUUUGCGGUGCACACGCGAUCUGUGCUGAAUUUCAUCUGAGGACGAGCUCCCCCGCCCCCCACCCCCUGCCUGAGGUGAUCGAAGCUGUCGCUGGAAUGAAGGCCUGCUGGAUAGGACGGGACUUUGACCCAACUGUGCAGUGGAGCUGCGUGGAUGUAUCCAGGAGACUGGACAGAACUGAACCACCGCUUGUCACCUUAAAAAUAUCCGACCCCGGCCGCGACGUAGGAUAGCAUCACAACCGACGACCCAAACAAAAGCCAACUUGCAGCAGCAACUAACAGUUAAAGUGUUGCAGGAGACACUUCUGGGUGUAAGGACCCUUCUGUUGGAUUCAGUGAAUUCUGAGGGCCUGGUACCGAGUCUCCAGAACUAAUGCAAAAAGACAGAGCUGGAUCAAAAUUGUGGGUUUUUUUCCCUAAAAAAUGUCCUGUUGCAUAGUUUAUUUUUAAAUGUUCUUUCUUUCAAACUGUUUAGUUAUUCUUGAUGGAGAUUUUUGAUCGGAGUGCAGGUUUACUCCUGGAUAAUUUAAUUUAAUUUUUAUUUUUCUUCCCUAAACUGACAGACGUCCUUGAAAGAAUAUGAGAGUAUUUAUUACAAUUUGUAUUUAUUGUUCGAAACCAGUGCUCAUCACAACCUUCUGUUACAGCACACGAAAAUGUUCACCCACGUGGGUGUACUUUCUUAUUCCACCAGAGGGCGCACUGAGCAUGCGCAAACAUAUGAGCUCAUUCCACCCCUGUAAAAAACAAAACUGGCCAAUGAAUUCUCACCUUUGUUUACAAUAAUAAUCCUUUUUUUUCCUUCACUGCUACAAACCUAAGGUUAAAUUUCUGGCUCCAAAAGCCAGAAUGUGACACUACUUAUUUUAAUUUUUAUUUCUUUGUAAUGUAUUUGAUGUCCAAGAUGUUGCUGUUGUGAACAGCGUUAUUUUCAAGGAUGUAUAUUUCAUUCCUCUCCAACAGCCGACAGCUGUUGGUGUCAAUCAUCAGUCGCUGGGCUGACAGUUAAUAUAUACAGUAGGAAAAAUCUAGUGCCUGUGCAAUGAUAGAAAUACUUGAAUGUCUGGUUUCAUAGCAGAAAGGGUACGAGCUAUAGAUAUAAAGAUAACAGAUGUCUUCAUACGUGUACGUGCUGACUUCUUGGGUUUUAUAUUGGGUUUUAUUUGACGCGUUUAAGUUCCUGUAGUCCUGUCGGUAUCAGGGCAUUCAUGGAUGUAUGGGGCAAUCCACCUACAACCAAAAUGCUUCUUCUUUUUAAUGUUGGCUAAUUGUUUCUGUGGGUUUUAUUUUGUAUUUCUUUGCAACAUGGUAACAGUGCAAUAAAACAGAAUAAGCAUCAUGUCAGAGUGGACGUGUGCUCCUG